AUGGUAACGUGCGACAGCGAGAGUACGUCCCUAGGCGGCUUCCACCUCGGCGCUCACGAUGACCACCACCCGCGAGCGCCGAGUGUCUCCUCCCUUUCGCUCUACAAGCAGAAAAUUGAUGCCCUGUUCGACGACACACGCUCUAUCACAAGCUUGCCACAAUAUGUUUCCGCUUCGGAUACAGAACGAAGAGAUAGUAAGGUCAGCAUAACUCACGAUCCCAAAACUAUAUUCGAAGAUGAAAAUAAUUAUUGUCAAAAUAAAAUCAAAAAAAUUAAUAAUACUGUUCAAGAUCGAAUAGAAAGAAUGUUUGCAGAAAUGGCAGGAGAGUCUAGACUAACAGAGAACAUAGGUGUGCACUUAUUUAGUGUAAAUUAUUUAGGUUCGACGCCCCUGCAGAGUAAAGUGACUAGUCUAUCUGGACUUCAAGAUCCACUUCGAAAUUUAUAUUUCGCUUAUAAAAGCAAAUUUCGCCAUAAGAGUAGCUUUACAAGUCAGUUAGAAAUCUCUAAAAGUGGUUUAAAAGUCAGAUAUAAAGGAGAGAAGGGAGAUUUAGAACAGUUAAAUCCUUUUCCAACUAUAGCAGUGUGGUCUGCGGUUAAGUUUAUAGUUCAGCCAUCAGAAAAAGACAAGAACGAGUCGAGCUAUGCAUUCGUUCCUCUUAUUACUGAUCCAGAUAACAUCGACCGACACGCAUUGUUCAAAAAAUUAAAUUCAUCUGAAAAAAAAUAUAUCCUCUCCCACAACGAAAAUUCACAUUCACCCCUUUUCGCUGUAGUGAUGAGGAAAAUAGGGGUUGCAAAACAGCUUGAGUGUCAUGGAUUUGUAUGUCAGAGUACCGAGGACGCUAUAGUAAUAGCGGCCACGUUAUACAAAUCGCUUAUGUCACAUAUGAGUAGACAGGGUCACAACAAUAAAAAACUGAGAAACAAAAAUGGAGUUAGCUGUAUGAGUGUGGCGAGUAGUUUACCCGCAAAUGAAAUUCCGAUACGACCUCCACGAAAAAAACGGAGUACAUCAUCUUUAAGCGACAGUGAUAGAGCCGACGGGUUUUCAGCCAGCGAGUCUUUUACUGAAAAACCAAAAUUAGAAAGAACGAAAAACAUACUAGAAAGUUCUCACAUAGCUACAUAUGAACCGAAACGCAUUACUGUGGAAGAAGUGAAAGCUAAAUUAGAUUUAAUAAAACAAAACGAUACGAGUAGUGAAUCUCAAGAGUCGAAUAUUUUAAAAAAUACGUGUAGUCAAGUUCAAGUAUCACAAAAUAUCCAAAGUAGUACUGAAUCUUCGGUUCAAAGUAAAGUAUCGGAAAAAAUUGAACUAUUUAGAGAACUAGAACGACGGAAAGGUAUGCAAAGGCCUCCAACCUUGCCUCCUCCGGUUCCUUCGAAACCAAAUCAAACUACGACAAAUAUUACGAAAGAACCUUUAAGGAGAAGUCAAAGUGGCAGAAAUUCGUUAAGUGAAUCUGGCGACAUAUUGACAAAAGUGGCCAUUCCUCGUUCUGGGAGCUUCUUAAAUGCUGGUGGAUUGACCCGAUACAAAUCUAUUGGACAAAGGAACAAUGGAAAAAAAGGCGGCGGUUCACCAUUAGGCUUCAAUGAGCUGUUUAAUGAAUUUAAAGUUCAGGAAAACCUACAUUCGAUGGAUGAAAUUUUAAACGCGAUAAUAGAUCCGGAAGGAAUGUCUUUUAAUGACUUGAAGCCGAUUUACAAGGAAUUCCUUCUGAAAUUGGCCGUAACGCUAACUAAAGAUGAAAUCUUUCAGCACAGCAAAGCUAUAAUGAAGAAGCAAAAAAAGAAAAUAUUACGAAGGAACAGUACAUUUCAGAAUAAAAGGCGGAAAAUUUUUAAAGGUGCGAGCGGACUUCGAAUGGUAUUUAGAUUAUCAUUCGGAAAAGAGUUGCAGAAAAAAGAAAAGAAACAGAAUUCCGAUGUUCAAUCGUUAAAAGCUACUAUGAAGGCAAAAGAGCAGACCGAGAGUUCUGUGUCGACAUCUAGUUAUGACUUACGGCAGUUUAGGCCUAAGGAACCUGAAUUUCCGGCUCCAAAGCGACAACCCAGACAAAGAAAUAGUAAAAAAUCGGAAAGACAUUUAAAAUCGCGUGGCGAAAGGACGUCAUCAGAAGAUUCAGAUUUUUUAACCUUACGAUGUCAGAACAGAAACAGCUCAAGCGGAUAUGUGUCUUGUUCUGAAUGUGAAUCGGAGAGUUGUAUCGACCGGUGUUACUGUUCCUUGAAACCUGACAAGAAGUGCUACUGUUCGGAAACUAGAGAUUCCAAAAGUAAAUUAUUGGGAAAGAACUGCAAGGAUUGUUUGAAAGAAAUAUACGACGGUGACUAUAGUUACUGUUCGUGCGACUCGGAAAGUUGUGCGGAUAGUAAUAAAUGUUAUUGCACCGGACCGAGGAGGACUACGAUACAAAGCUCACAGAGCUUGGAGUAUUUGAAGAGUCCUUCGAAUAAAAGUUAUUCAGAUCGCAUGAAAAAAGCCUUUGAUGACCACGAAAGCAAACCACCAAGAACUAGGUCGGGUGCGUCGAGCCGCCGCCGCCGCGCGCGCAGCUCCGACAGCCUCGCGCUCGACUACGAGCUGCUGCUGCAGAACAAGCCGCGCAACAGGAACAUGCAGCGGCUGACGGUUCGUAGUACCGGCGCGGGUUCUCAAGAUGCACUUAGUGUGAAGAAAUCAGCGGAAAUGGCGGCGUUAUUCGCAGAUGUGAGACUUUCCCAGAGGACCGACGUGCGCUCGCUGGGCGGGCGCAGGCCUAGGGCUCCACUGACGCACCCCACACCACCUCUUGCUAGAAUGUUCGACCACAGACCAAUCAGCAGAAACGCCAGCUUAGAAGAUACUUUGGGGUAUUUUCCU
Brenthis ino (lesser marbled fritillary) is the source of this 2871-nucleotide messenger RNA. Lineage: Eukaryota; Metazoa; Arthropoda; Insecta; Lepidoptera; Nymphalidae. The record is from the annotation of a GenBank genome assembly.